GCUGUUUUGUUAGAGGUGCGUGCAUCGGGAAUGGUAUAUUGUUGAUUGGAGGGGCACUUCGCAGUUUGUUGGUCUGAUCAUAUUUCUUUGUUUAUUUGGUGUGCAGAAUCGUACUAUCAUCAUAGAAAACGUCCUGCCGCGAGUGAAAGAUCACGACGCGUUGAGGAAGGGCUAAAAAAAUCGUAGUAAAGGCCACAAAUUAUCUGGAAAACCCGUUGGAAAUUGAUUCUUUCGAGAAGGAGCAGUGUUCGCAAAGGCGUCCGUCCGACUGUAGUGUUCUGUGCUACCACUUCAGGAGGUUUUGGACGUUCCGCUUCCUGGAACAGACUGCGACUCUACUUCCAGAAGAGAAAUAUGGCACAAACAACGAGUAGCGCUUUGAGGGCGCUUGCUCUUGAAUAUAAAGGUCUCCAAGAGGAACCCGUCGAGGGAUUCCGCGUGAAACUCGUUAACGAGGACAACAUGUUUGAGUGGGAAGUGGCGAUCUUCGGGCCCCCGGAUACGCUUUACCAAGGAGGAUACUUCAAGGCACACAUGAAAUUCCCGACGGAUUAUCCGUAUAGUCCACCAAGCAUUCGGUUUAUGACGAAAGUUUGGCAUCCAAACGUAUACGAGAGCGGAGAUCUAUGCAUAUCGAUCCUGCAUCCACCGGUAGAUGAUCCACAGAGUGGAGAACUGCCAUGCGAGAGGUGGAACCCAACACAGAAUGUCAGGACGAUCCUGUUGUCGGUGAUUUCGCUGUUGAACGAGCCCAACACAUUCAGCCCUGCCAACGUGGAUGCCUCCGUAAUGUAUAGGCGCUGGCGCGACUCCAAGGGUAAAGACAACGAGUAUGAAAAUAUCAUAAGAAAACAGGCACAGGCAGCGAAGAUGGAGGCUGAGAAAGAGGGAAUCGUCGUACCAGUAACGUUGGAAGAUUACUGCAUCAAAACUCACGCGAGGCCAGCUGAACAGCAGCUAGACAUGACGGAUUUCUAUGAUGACGAGUACGAGCUGGACGACGACGACGACGACGAUGAUGAUGCGGUACAAAUGUGCGCCAGCGAAUACGAAGACGAUGACGAUAGUGGCAACGGAGAAUCUUGAUUCAUUUUCUGGAUCAACUAAAUAAACUCGAAAACGCUAAUUAUUAUCAGUUCUGUAUAGAUUAAUAAAUUAACGGGCUUCUAAACCGGACGCUCUCUCUUUUCAGACGUGCCACCUAAAAUUCAAGUACACGUUCAGAAAGAACUUAUUCGUCGUUAGAUGUUUAAGUAGAAACGUAUCUUCGAAUGCCGUCGAUUGUCGCGACGUUAUUCCUUGUCACGACGUUUUGAAUGAAAUCAAUUUUAACUAGGUUGAUUAAUCGUUUGCCGUUAUCUCGAUCAACGUGAUCACCUAAGCUCGAAUAGUUUCACGGUGAAUAACUUCAUUUCUCUUUGCUUACGUAAAGAUCUCGGUUCAAUUUUCGUUACGUUGUGGCGCGAAAAGAACGAAACGAGACUCUGUUUUAGAACGAUACACGUUGGAAAGUGAUAUGCUUUAGAAAUCCUUGAACAAUAAAAUCCGAGAUGUCCGUUCGGAAUUCUAGGAUAUGGUAAAUUAUCGAGAAUGCCGUGUUUAUAAGCUCUUUAACUUAAGCAAUAUACGGUAUAAAAAUAAGUACUUUGUUAGGAGCACUGUGCUUGUUGUGUUGUGGUUGGCACGUCGAUCUUUUAACUAGGUAAAAGGAAACAGGACCAAUUGAUUUACCUUAAUGGUGAUCAACGUUCGAUAAAGUUAAUCAUGAUGAAAAGUACAAUGAUUGGGCUGGCUCAAGUCUUCUUUAUCCGUGUGUCGUAUUUGAAAUUAUCAGUAGGUAUAUCAAUUGAUCCUACAUUUCCAAUCUUCGAUAAAAUUUACAUUGAAUAAAAUUAAAUUUUUCUGUUUCGUAUGAUUAUUUAUGCUAUAAAGCCAAAAGUUGAGAAAGAAAUUCGGAUGUGUGAGAAAAUAACAAACUGCCAAAAAAGACCUGUUAAAAACAUUCUUCGUAGUCGUAAAUUUUAAGACAGCAGGUAUAUCGUUUAUAAAAUUUCUUUUCGAUCGAAA
Eufriesea mexicana is the source of this 2067-nucleotide messenger RNA. RefSeq names its product ubiquitin-conjugating enzyme E2 R2. The transcript has 5 exons. NCBI's taxonomy places the organism in Eukaryota, Metazoa, Arthropoda, Insecta, Hymenoptera, Apidae. The coding region runs from base 355 to 1086 and encodes 243 amino acids. The record is from RefSeq and is a predicted model, not a curated record.